Messenger RNA from Suillus paluster, 837 nucleotides. RefSeq lists its product as uncharacterized. Bases 1 to 837 code for a protein of 278 amino acids. Lineage: Eukaryota; Fungi; Basidiomycota; Agaricomycetes; Boletales; Suillaceae. The record is from RefSeq and is a predicted model, not a curated record. The transcript is spliced from 3 exons.
AUGCACCAUCAUCUUGGUCUUCAAAUUGGCGGAGCCCCAAAUGCUCCUCCAACUCCACCAUCCACCCAAGGCGCCACGGCCUCCAGGUCGAAUUCGAACACGCAACCGUCAGCCACAAGGCCACCACCUUCCGACGUCAGAAAUCCUUCCGCCCCAAUUCCAUGUCUCCAUUCUGGACCGUCUCAGCCUUCAAGUUUACAGACAUCCCAAUCAACCGCAGCGCAGCCAGCUAAUCGUCCUGCAGCACCUAUCUCGGUGCCUGUUCCUGGUCAACCAGUGCCCCCGCCUGCACCACAGCCACAGGAGCAGAGCAUCAUUGCAGCAGCUCCUGCUCUGGCAGAUGAAAUCGCUGCUCUAAGGGCUAGGAUCGCUGAGCUCGAGCAUGGGAGCGCUCACGGCAUCCAUAUACCGGCCAGAGCCCCCGCUCCUCAACAAGCUCUGAUAGCAGACCCUGCAGCUGUUGAUUGCAUUCGAGCGAAUUUAGCUAGCUCCAAGGAGGAAUCUAAAAAGCUAACUUUACCCGCGCUACAACCGGGUCAUAAACACUUGCUGCUCGUUCUAUUCUCGCCGUCAGUUUUUCCCCUGACGGCUGAUCGUCAGCCGCCAUUAUACACCGUACCGUUGACCUCACGGUCCCUUACUGCUGUUCGGCAGCUGUCAUCACACGCUAUUGUCGCAUCCAUACCUCCCAAUGUGGAGGAAGCUUUCAAGCAGUACCGCUAUAUUCCCUACACAGCCCUGACACAUGCGGCUCGAUCUAAAGCCCAUCUCCGUGGAGAGGAUUCCACAUUCGUCUUUACACAGGACAGGCUUACAGCAAAGGCCUUGAUCGCUUGA